This is a messenger RNA of Durio zibethinus, 1769 nucleotides long. Its product is annotated as cytochrome P450 CYP736A12-like. Gene Ontology annotation, molecular function: iron ion binding; monooxygenase activity; oxidoreductase activity, acting on paired donors, with incorporation or reduction of molecular oxygen. NCBI's taxonomy places the organism in Eukaryota, Viridiplantae, Streptophyta, Magnoliopsida, Malvales, Malvaceae. The record is from RefSeq and is a predicted model, not a curated record.
AGCAAAUCACCAAGGGUUAUUGCAACGGGCUCACCCCUCCCCAUAAUGUCUCCUUCAACAUUAUCCUUAAUCUUGGCCCUCCUGGGAACUGUCUGUGCCGUUAUCCACAUCUUUCGCACCACCUUAUCCCCACCAAACUGCCACAAAAAUGGCCGGAAACUUCCACCCGGUCCCCGCGCCCUACCUAUAAUCGGCAACCUCCAUAUGCUAGGGAAGCUUCCACACCAAAACCUUCACCAUCUAGCCAAAAGAUAUGGCCCCAUAAUGUCACUAAGGCUCGGCUACGUACCAACAAUCGUGGUAUCUUCACCUCAAGCCGCUGAACAAUUCCUGAAAACCCAUGAUCUUGUUUUUGCUAGCAGGCCUAAAGUCCAAUCCUCGCAGUACUUGUCGUAUGGUGCAAAGGGCAUGGCUUUUACCCAGUACGGUUCCUAUUGGCGAACUGUUCGGAAGUGGUGUACUUUGCAUCUCCUUAGUGCUUCAAAAGUUGAAUACUUUGCCCCGGUAAGGAAGGCGGAGCUGCUGUCGUUGGUUGAAUCAAUAAAGAAGGCAGCGGCGGCGGGGGAGACGGUGGACCUUAGCAGAAAGGUAGGUGAGCUUAUUGAAGAAAUCAUGUCUAAAGUUAUUUUGGGACGCUCCAUGCAUGAUGGAUUCGACUUGAAGCUGCUAAUUGAAGAGACCAUGCACUUAUCGGGAGUUUUUAAUCUAUCGGAUUAUUUGCCUUACCUUGCUCCACUUGAUCUUCAGGGAUUUGCACGAAGGCUCAAAAAGACGAGUAAGGCCAUUGAUACAUGUUUUGAGAAAAUUAUCCAUGAACAUGAACAAGAGACUAAUCUCAAUGAACGAAAGCCUCAUAGAGAUUUCGUUGAAGUGAUGGUUUCAUUGUUGAACAAACCCAUGAACCCUCACGGUGAUGAAGGUCAAGUAUACAUAACUGACAGAAAAAACAUCAAGGCUAUAAUGUUGGACAUGAUUGCAGCUUCAUUUGACACUUCAGCUACAGCCCUUGAGUGGACAUUUUCAGAGCUUCUAAGGCAUCCCCGAGUGAUGAUUGGUCUCCAACAAGAGCUAGAAACCGUUGUGGGAAGGAAUAGAAUGGUGGAAGAGUCGGAUCUACCAAAACUAACAUACUUGGAUAUGGUUGUGAAAGAGAGCCUGAGGUUGCAUCCAGUUGCACCAUUCCUAGUUCCACGUGAGUCCAUGGAAGAUGUCACUGUUAAUGGUUAUUUCAUACCAAAGAAGUCACUAAUCCUGGUAAAUACUUGGUCCAUGGCAAGAGACCAAAACGUAUGGUCGGAUAAUGCUGAAGAAUUUGUUCCAGAAAGGUUCCUUGGUAGCAACAUAGACCUUCGGGGACAUGAUUUCCAACUCAUCCCGUUUGGAUCAGGUCGUAGAGGAUGCCCUGGUUUGCAGUUAGGCCUACUCACUGUGCGUCUAGUUGUAGCUCAAUUAGUCCAUUGCUUUCACUGGGAGUUGCCUGAUGGGAUGCUGCCUAAUGAACUGGACAUGAGCGAAAAGUUUGGCCUCUCAUUGCCAAGGGCUAAUCAUUUGUUUGCUAAGCCAAUGUAUCGUUUAUUUGAUAAAGGAAUGUAAAACAAGGGUACGUUCAAUAAGGUUACUUUUCAUUCGUUGUUACGGUUGUUCAAUUAUUUUUUAACUUAGUUAUUUUAAUUAUUUAGUAAGUUAUAAUUUAAUGGACUGAAUAUAUAAACAAUUUGUAAUAUCUAAAAUCAUUCAAUUAGAAAUAAUCAUGGCAAAGGUAAUAAUCC